This is a messenger RNA of Adineta ricciae, 1371 nucleotides long. The record is from the annotation of a GenBank genome assembly. NCBI's taxonomy places the organism in Eukaryota, Metazoa, Rotifera, Eurotatoria, Adinetida, Adinetidae.
AUGCCGUCGGCGUCAUCAUCGUGUUGUAAAAAGGGACCGGGCUAUGCAACUCCACUCGAUGCUAUGCAAAAUGGUCCCCGCGAAAAAGUCCUAUACGUUGCAAUGGUUUCAUGCCAAGAAGAUCAACCUGAUUAUUUAGCAACGAUUGAUGCUGAUCCGGAUUCUCCAGAUUAUCAAAAAGUUAUCAGUCGAUUGUAUUCUCCAAAUAUAAACGAUGAAUUUCAUCACUUCGGAUGGAAUGCUUGUUCAUCGUGUCAUGAUGAUUGUAGCAAAGAACGACGAUUUAUUGUCUUGGGUGGCUUUAAAUCAUCGAAUAUCUACAUCAUUGAUACAGCAGACGCAAGAAAGCCAAGUUUAUAUAAAACGAUUGAUUCCGCUGAAUUGAAAAAAUUCAAUUUAAGCGCACCACAUACAGUACAUUGUUUAGGCAGUGGAGAAAUCAUGAUUUCCUGUUUAGGAAAUGCGAAAGGUGAAUUGCCUGGUGGUUUUAUUUUAUUAAAUGAAAAUUUCGAAGUCACUGGACGAUGGAAUCGUGGAGAAGUCCCAUCAAAUGUUCAAUUUUAUUAUGACUUUUGGUACAAACCACGACACAAUAUCAUGGUUAGUAGCGAAUGGGCGGCUCCGAAUGUAUUCGACAAAGGUUUCAAUCCGAACGAUGUUGCUUUAAAUAAAUACGGUCAUUCAUUACACUUUUGGGAUUGGUCGAAGCGUGAAUAUUUGAAAACAGUUGAUCUUGGCAAGGAUGGCUUGAUUCCUCUUGAAUUACGUUUUUGUCAUAAUCCACCUACUCCGUAUGGUUAUGUGGUAUGUGCGUUGGGUAGUUCCGUUUUUCGAUUUUAUCAGGAUCCAUCCAAUGAAUGGCAAGUUGAAAAAGUUAUUCAAGUGGAAAGUCUAACUGGUGAUGAUGGACAGCCCGUUCCGGCUAUCAUUUCCGAUAUGCUCAUUUCCUUGAACGAUAAAUACAUCUACUUCUGUAAUUGGUUUCAUGGAGAUGUUCGUCAAUAUGAUAUUACUGAUCCGGCUAAGCCAAAACUAACCGGACAAGUUUGGCUUGGAGGUUUAACCAAAACUGGCAGUGAUUAUAAUGACAACCGUUCGCUUCAUGGCGGACCUCAAAUGAUUCAAUUAUCGGUCGAUGGUAAACGUCUGUAUGUCACUAAUUCGCUGUACUCGUCAUGGGACGAUCAAUUCUAUCCAGGAAUUCGGCAAGAUGGUUCGUAUUUAGCAAAAAUCGAUUGCGAUAGUGAAAAUGGCGGCAUGAAAUUGGACCAAGCAUUCUAUAUGUCCUUUAAAAAUGAACCACACGGUCCAGCGCGUGCCCAUGAAGUGCGCUACCCAGGUGGUGAUUGUACAUCGGACAUCUGGAUUUGA